AUGCACUGCCUACACCUUAGCUUUACUAUGGCUGUUUACUGUGACUGUUUACUUAAGGCACGGUAUACUCUGCAAGGAACUCCGGUGGUGCAGGAUUUGCUAAAUAAGAUUCAUCAGGGGCUACAAGCCACUGCAAUCACGAAUCUCUGCAUCCUUACUCGAGACUCGAGGGUUGCGCCCCGGCUGGGAAGCGCGGGCCUCACGGCGGGCGGCGGGCUGCUCUGCGCACGCUCCCCUGCGGAGGCGGUGGCCGGGGGCGCACCGGUGGCAGUACUCCGGGACGGCGCAGACCGCGCAGUGCUCGACGGCGCAGGGCCCGGGGGUGCACGCCCGCCCGCCGUCUGCAGGGACCAGCUCGCCCUGGCAGCGCAGGCAGGCGGCGCCCGCGCACCGCUCGCAGCCGGGGACCGUCACCCCGCAGGGCAGGGCCGCGAGGAGGCGGAGGAGGCGUCCGGGCAUCGGCGUGUUUUCGGCCAAAAAUCUGGCGAUGUCUACGGCGCCCGCGACCUGGGACACGCACUGGGCGCGCCACUGGCGCCUGGCCUGGGACUACGUCCUCGGGGCCGCCGUGGCAGGGCUCCUCCUGGCGUGCGGGGCGCGCUCCCCGGGCCAGGCAGGGGACCCGGACCCCCGGCACAGCCCCCGGCGCCGCAGCUCCUUCGAGGGCCGGGCUCCCCCGCGCCGGCGGGAGACGAGCGACCCCGACGUCGACUGCUCCGACUAGCCCGGGGCACGCGAAUCCCAUAA
Messenger RNA from Giardia duodenalis, 747 nucleotides. RefSeq lists its product as uncharacterized. Lineage: Eukaryota; Fornicata; Diplomonadida; Hexamitidae. The transcript has a single exon. The record is from RefSeq and is a predicted model, not a curated record. The coding region runs from base 1 to 747 and encodes 248 amino acids.